Molecule: messenger RNA, 676 nt
Organism: Fukomys damarensis (Damara mole-rat)
Lineage: Eukaryota; Metazoa; Chordata; Mammalia; Rodentia; Bathyergidae
Gene: Prr30
Product: proline rich 30
Exons: 4
Coding region: 41-676 (211 amino acids)
Source: RefSeq, a predicted model, not a curated record
GGAUAGACACCGGGGCGGAGGGAGCUGCAGUCACUGCUUGAUGGCUCUGCUCGCCUCUCUGACAGGUCCCUUCUUCCCUCAGUGCUGUGAAACACGGCCCAGAGGAACCCUCACUGGUCCUGGGGCUGUGUGUUCUUCUCAGUCCCAUCCAGACGAUCACUGCUGCUCCCAGCUCCCAAGAGGCAGCGUUCGCGUUCUCCGGUACAGUACUGGACCCCGGCUGCUUGUCUUCCCGCAACUAUUGCCUUGUGUGCCAGGCCAGGAAUCUGGGCCACUCCGAAUGGGCAUCGGCUUUGGCCUCCGCCUGCCCAUGGGCGAGGCCAGGGCCUUGAAUCUAUUACCAAAAAGAAGCGGGGGAGGAAGUAGGGCCUCAGGGCAAGGCCACUCAGUCCCCUUGGUGUCAAACACCAGCAGCCCAGGUCCCAGGGGCUCAGGCCCAGGCAGAUCCAGCGCCCAGCAUACCCUCCCAGCUCCACCCCCACCCUACCCGACCCCACCCCCGAACAAAGAGGGCGGGUCUGACGUCACAAAGGGCGGAGAAGAAGAUUCGGUGCCAGGGCUCUGUGACCCGCUAGUGCUGACGCGUAUCGGCGUCCUGCGCCUGCGCGGAGAGCCGCGAGGGGAGACGCGUGCGCUCUACGCACCCUGGAAACCAAGUCAGACAGUUUGGGGCUGA